AUGAGCACGCCGUUUUUCUAUGACGUUCAAUUGAAAUACGAGGGUGAUCCUUCAUCGAAUGUGUACGAAAUCCGCGACGCCUACAACUUUGGACUUCUCGCUCCGGAAUACGAUCUCAAAUCCUUCCAAGCGGGUUCUUGUUGGCAUGUCGAUAAUCUAAUGGGAUCCCAUAUCAUGGAAAUCAAUCGCGUAUCCGGCGUGCGUUUCACAGUUUGGGCUCCAAAUGCUAUUUUUGUGUCCGUCGUGGGUGAUUGGAAUCAAUGGGAUGGUCGCGCACAUCCCAUGCGUCGACGACUUGAGUUUGGCGUAUGGGAGCUCUUUGUUCCAAAUAUCGGUGCAGGCCAGAAUUAUGGAUAUCGUUUUCAUUCAAAAUCGGGAGCAGAUUUCAUCAAGAUCGAUCCCUACGCCCAACUCUUCCAAAAUCCUCCCUCGACAGCAUCGAUUAUCUCCGACUGCGACGACGCAUACAAACCUCUUAGUAAAAGGUUCCAAUGGACCGACCAAGCAUGGAUGGAAAAACGUGCCAAAACCGCAAAAAACGGCCAGAUUAGUCGACUUCCAAUGUCCAUCUACGAAGUCCAUCUCCCUUCUUGGAUACGCGGAGAUGGAAAUUCUUAUCUUGGAUACCGAGAAUUAGCCCAUCGUCUUGUCGAUCAUGUCGUCACGAAGCUGAAUUUUACGCAUGUUGAGUGCUUACCCCUAGCGCAUCAUCCCGUUGAAGGCUCGUGGGGUUACCAGGUUUCCGGACAAUACGCGCCUUAUAGCCGCUUGGGAUCAGGUGACGAUCUCAUUUUGAUCAAUGAACUCCAUCGAAACGACAUUGGCGUAUUUCUCGAUUUCGUUCCGGCGCAUUUCGUCAAGGAUUCUUGGGGACUCGUGCUUGAUGGCGAGCCGUGUUAUGAGUAUUCAGAUCCACGGGAGGGAGAACACAAAGGAUGGGGAACGAUGAUGUAUAACUUUCGACGUCAUGAAGUCCGGUCUUUCUUGUUGGGCGCUGCUUAUCACUGGCUUCGACGGUACCACAUUGAUGGAUUGCGGGUUGAUGCCGUAUCUUCAAUGAUCUAUAAGAAUCACUGUAGAGAAGCCGGUGAUUGGAUUCCGAAUGAGUUCGGUGGGGAGACGAAUUUGCAAGCAAUAAGUCUUCUGCAGGAGUUGAAUUGGGUCGUUCACAGAGAGUUUCCCGGCGUUUUCACGAUGGCUGAAGAGUCGACUGCGUGGCCUGGCGUGACAGACAAGGAGAAGGGUCUUGGGUUUGAUGCAAAGUGGGAUUUGGGAUGGAUGAACGAUACGUUGAGCUACUUGACGAUGCCAGCUAUGGAUCGGUGGACAAAGCAUUCGAAAUUGACUUUUAGAGGCUUGUAUAUGGGAAAUGAGAAAUGGGUCCUGCCACUAUCGCACGAUGAAGUAGUUAGUGGAAAAGGAAGUUUGUUGGAUAAAUGCGGAUUCAUGGGGACUCCAUUUGAUGAGAGAUUGCGGUCGUUGCGAGCGCUGUAUGGGUUUCAAGUUGGGAUGCCUGGCCGGCCUCUUAUUUUUAUGGGGGGUGAAUUUGGCCAAGGACGGGAAUGGAAAGAGGCCCGUUCGCUAGAUUGGCACGAAGCAUCAGAACCUUCAAGAAAAAAUGUGAUGCAAUGGGUGUGCGAUCUCUUAAAGCGUUAUAGAGAAGAAGUUGCGCUGCAUGCGGGCGAUGAUGAACCAUGGAAUUUUCAAUGGGUCGAUUGUGACAACGCACAAGACAAUAUUGUUGCAUGGAUCCGAAAAUUUGGGAAUUGGACCAAUGAUGUUCUGGUUUUGUUAAGUUUUUCUGGAGUCAAAUAUUCACAUUAUCCCAUCGGCGUUCCUCAUGGCGGCGUUUGGACGGUGUUGCUGAAUUCUGAUGAUUGGCGUUACGGAGGAGGAAUGGUUGGGCCUGGCGCCGGGGUGACGGUACAACCAACCCAGGGCGGAAGACUUGGAUGGCCCUAUUGUCUUUGGCUCGACCUCCCGCCCAAUGGGUGUUUGCUCUUAAAAGCGCCGAUUGAAGAGAAGAAGAGUUCAGAAAAUGAAGAACUGCCCGCAAAAAAGAGUGAUGAAUCAAA
Molecule: messenger RNA, 2075 nt
Organism: Condylostylus longicornis
Lineage: Eukaryota; Metazoa; Arthropoda; Insecta; Diptera; Dolichopodidae
Product: 1,4-alpha-glucan branching enzyme GlgB-like
Biological process (GO): glycogen biosynthetic process
Cellular component (GO): cytoplasm; cytosol
Molecular function (GO): hydrolase activity, hydrolyzing O-glycosyl compounds; cation binding; 1,4-alpha-glucan branching enzyme activity
Source: RefSeq, a predicted model, not a curated record